UUCCUGGAAAGGUCGAAAUCUUGUAAAGGAAGAAACAGCCAAAUGGAAAAUUUCUGUAGCGGACUUGUUCUCCUGUCCUGAGGCUAUAAAAUUUGGCAGUGGAGAGAGAGAUAGAGAGGGGCUUAUGGAACAAAUCUGAGUGUGUGUACGAAUCUGAGGUUUUGCAUAGAGAAAGUCGAUUUAGCCGAGUCUUGAGUGUGUGUAUGUGUGUGUUUGUUUGGAUAGAUGAGUGAUUCAGAGUAUCAUGUGUGUGGAUGUAUAUAUAUAUAUGUCUUCACCAUAGAUAGAGAUUGUACAAGGUAGGAAUUGAUUCAGACUAUCAAGAUAGAUAUUGUGCAUAAUUGAUUCAGAUGAUCGGAUUGAGAGAGAUGUCUCCGGCAUCUUCUUCAUUUUCCAGCGUAGAAUCCCAGAUCCAAACCCUAACCCUAAACCUAAUUCCAGGCCUCCCAAACGACCUAGCCGCUCUAAUCCUCGCAUUCGUUCCCUAUUCUCAUCAUUCUCGUCUCAAACCCACCUGCAAAUCGUGGAAAAUCUUCUUCUCAUCCAAAGCCCUAAUAUCAAUUCGCCAAAAACACCUCUCACUUUCCAAACUCUCUCAGCUCCUCUGUAUUUUCCCUCAAGAUCCCCAAACUACAUCCCCUUACCUAUUCGACCCCAAAAAUCUUGCUUGGUGCCCUCUUCCUCCUAUGCCCUGUAACCCUCAUGUAUAUGGGCUCUGCAAUUUUACCUCAAUUUCAAUUGGAUUCCACUUGUACGUCCUUGGUGGGUCCCUCUUCGACACCCGGUCCUUCCCCCUCCAUCGCCCUUCCCCUUCUUCCUCCACAUUCCGAUUCGACUUCUCCACUUCAUCAUGGGACCGGCUUUCCCCGAUGAUAUCACCUCGAGGCAGCUUUGCCUGCACGGCAGUCCCGAAUUCAGACCGAAUUCUUGUUGCCGGUGGUGGGUCGCGGCACACUAUGUUUGGGGCAGCUGGGAGUAGAAUGAAUUCAGUGGAGAUGUAUGACAUCGGGAAGGAUGAGUGGGUGCCAUUGGAUGGGUUGCCAAGGUUUCGAGCUGGGUGUGUUGGGUUCUUGGUUGGAAGUGGGGACGAGAGAGAGUUUUGGGUUAUGGGAGGCUAUGGUGAGUCGAGGACUAUUUCAGGUGUGUUUCCUGUGGAUGAGUAUUACAGAGAUGCUGUGGUGAUGGAUUUGAAGAAUGGUGGGAAGUGGAGGGAGCUUGGGGAUAUGUGGGGAGAUGGGGAAAGGAGGCGGCUUGGGAAAAUUGUCGUUGUGGAGGAUGAGGGUUGGGAUGUUCCUGGGAUUUUCAUGCUUGACAGGAGCUAUAUCUUUAGGUAUGACAUGGGUUCUAACUGUUGGUGGAAGGAGACGAGGGUUCCAAGAAGGGCCACCAAUGACCUAUCAGUUGGAUUUGUUGCAUUGAAUGGGGAGCUGCACAUAAUGACCCUUCUAAGUGAAAUUGAUUCAACAGAGAGACAAAGGUCAAGACAGCAAAAGAGGUCAACACUGUUCAUACAAAUAUAUCAUCCUAGAAAGAAGACAUGGAGAUCCUUAGUCACAAAGCCGCCUUUGCAUCAACCAUUGGAUUUUAAAACUGCAGUUAUGUGCACCAUUCGGCUGUAGACUGAAUGAGUAUACUGGUGUGUAGUGCUAUUGUUCGUACAUAAAGGUUUAACUAUCUGUAUUUUGUUAUGAUCAGUCAGCAUACUUGUACAUGCCAUUAUCUAGGCUUAAUGGUAUUUGAUUUCUGCAGGGACAACUAUUUUGUUGGUUUUGACCAACAUUAUGUAGAU
Messenger RNA from Ilex paraguariensis (yerba mate), 1789 nucleotides. The record is from the annotation of a GenBank genome assembly. Lineage: Eukaryota; Viridiplantae; Streptophyta; Magnoliopsida; Aquifoliales; Aquifoliaceae.